ACGACAUUGUCGCGGAUCUUGAGUGGGGUUGUAGUGGCAGCUCUCGACCUGUGAUGAUCGCAUCCUCGCCAUGCAACUGCGCGAGCACGUGGCAAGCACAGUGGGAAGAAGCAGUGCGCGCAUGUGAAGCUGCGUCGAUGGAAGCGUCUGAGUGGAAGCGAAAGUUCUUGGCCGAGCGCGACCGUCGACGAGAGCUCUCCAGAGCGCUCAUCUACUUUCUCGAGCAAGACCACACAAGCGCUUGCAGUCCCAUGAUACACAAGGUGUCGACGAUGCUCAGCGACUCCCCCGACACCGCAGCAUUGCUCACCCCCACCCUUCCUUCCUUCGACAUCGACUACGAUGACGACGAUGAAUCCACCGACGAGGACGUCGCGGCAGCGUCAAAAUCAUUGCCAUCAACGUCGAUCUCGACCAGUCGGCAGCUGUACCAUCCCGUGAUGUUGAGCAUGGGCGGCGCCGCCCCGCAGGAAGGUCGUCCGACGCGUUCCAGCACCAUUGAUUCUGCAAGCCGACCAAACAUGUUUUCCCCUCGCCAUCGUUUUCCCGGUGGCGACAAGGACCACAACCAAAUGAUUCGCAUGUUGUACUCGCGGUCGUUCGUUGGUGGCAUCGACGGCAGUCCGCGCCACAUAGACGCGCACUCGCGGCGCCUCCACGACUUGGUGCGCAGUAUGACUUGCUUCCAGACAAAGAAAGACCGCGUCUUCGAACACUUUCUCGUGUCGGGCCUCUUGGCGGCGCCUGGCAUCGCGCCGCCUGGGGACGGCCAAAGCGACAAGUUGUGCGGGUGGAAACCCAGGGUGCUAUUCCAGUACCCUCCUUCGUCGAUCCAUCCGAUCAACGAUCAAGCUGUGAGCAGCUUCUGCUUUCCAGUUGGCGUGCCGGCGUUUUCGUGCACCGCAACCGACGCCGUGCACCUUCAAGAUCACCUCGUAUCGCAGUGGACUGUGGAUGUCCCCAGCACUCUUCGCCAGCUUCUUGAUCCACACAAUGCUCAGUGCUAUACGUUCCGCCUGACAGGGUGCAAAGGCGAAGCACUGUAUGGCUUUUGCGCAGCGAUCCUCAUGGACGCGUCCGAACCACCCAUUUUGCUUGACAACACAGCUCGUGACAAUGUGGAUGUUGACGCGCAUCAGCCAGCGACGCCACCCGGGUCGCCAACCGUCGCCACAACACCCAUGCCCGCAACGUCGAGAGCGGCUGGCGCCACAGAUCGUGCCAUCAAGUUCCACUCACAAGCAGGAAUUCUGGCGUCGCCAUUGACGGGCGGGAAGAACGAGGACGUGUUUCAGGCACGUGGGGCGGCUGCAGAAGUGCUGAUCAGUCCGCGAUGUUAUUGCAUCACGAGCAAGUACCCGCUGUACAAGCUCCACUUUCAGGUGCUUCGCCUUGUCAUCGAAGCCGACAUGGAGACCCGACGCGAGGCGCGCGCAGCUCUGGCCGAUCAACACACCCACGACAUCGACGUUGUUUUGACUGGCAAGGACCUCGGGAUAACGCUUUGCGAGCGCAACGGCUCGGUGCAUUGCACUCGCGACCCCCACGCUCGAGCCGCCCACGUUCUGAACUCGAUUGCGACAAAGCAAGGUGGAAACGAUGCCGAGAAAAACACGAUUGCCAUCACGGAGAUGACGGACGACAGACCGAUGGGAUCGCUACCAAAUCCCAAACCACCCCGCACACGCCACUUUGUACGAAGUCAUAGCUGGACAGAGAUGUGUGCCGGGUCAAAGCAGACGCGUCCGCUUGGCACGCCAUGCGGUCGCACGACGUCUAUCGUCGUGCACGCGUGCACUGCCGCCGCGUCAGCAGCAGGGGUGACCCCAGGCGAUGCACUCCACGCUGUGAAUGGGUUUCCGCUGAAUCACAUGGCGUUCGGGGAUGUCUUGCAAUUGCUCGAAUCGUCCAAGCGGCCGCUCAAACUUGGACUGCGACGAAAACUUCCAUCGGCCCACCGACACAACCCCAACGAUCGUGCUCCGUCCGAAGGCAAGAAAUCGCCGACGCGACAAGCCACGUCGUCAUCUGCGGUGUUGGAAUUGCUGCGGAGGUUUCGCGGCAUGCCAGUGGUGGCCCCUGGAGCAUGGUCAUCCGCUCGACUGCCGCACUCCGAGCUCAAAUACCAGUUUCCAGUCGAUCCAGCUGCGACGGACAAUUGGGCGGUCGUGGUGCUGCUUCGAUUGCUCAGCGCCCCCACUGUAGUCAAGGUCGUGAGCUGUCUGCUCUUGGAGAAGCAGGUCGCAGUCGUCAGCGACAGCACCGCUAAACUGUCGGUGGUCAACACAGCACUUGUUGUCCUCCUCCGACCGUUCCAGUGGCAGUCGACGUUCAUCCCGAUCCUGCCGUCGAACCUACUCGACUUUUUGCACUCGCCAGUGCCGUAUUUGGUCGGUGUCCACAGCGCCGUGGUGUCGAUGGAAGAAUGGCCCGAUGUGUGCUUUGUCCAUGUCGAGUCGGACUCGAUGCAGUGCCCAUACUCGUCGCUCCUGCUCUCGUUUCCCCGUGCGAACGACCUCACCAAGCUUCUCCACGACGCCAGUGCCAACCUGCGGUCGUUGCCGCCGCGGCCUGGGCAGCCGUGGCACGAAGUGUCCGACGCCGAGCAUGGCGUGCUUGCACCGCUGCUGCCCAAGGCCAGCGCCGUCCUCGCCAACAUUUGCGGCAACAUUGCCUCCAUACAGUUGCCGCCACCCACAGGCGACCAAUCGACCUACGACGUCCUGCAAGACCAGUUCCAUGCCACAGUCGUCCGCGGGAGUUUGCAUCCCCAGUUCCUCGCCGAGUUUGCGCAGACGCAGCUCUUCUGCCAGUAUUGCGAGGUCACCAUGAACUUGGCCAUGUAAUUUCAUCGACAUGCAGUCGUCGUCCAUGGAAACUUCCCUCGGACAAACGAUUGUAGUUUGAUCUGAAAAACGGUUUAAUAAUUCACGAUCUUCUUGAUCGC
This is a messenger RNA of Aphanomyces invadans, 2947 nucleotides long. RefSeq lists its product as hypothetical. Lineage: Eukaryota; Oomycota; Saprolegniomycetes; Saprolegniales; Verrucalvaceae. Gene Ontology annotation, molecular function: protein binding. The record is from RefSeq and is a predicted model, not a curated record. The transcript is spliced from 13 exons. The coding region runs from base 54 to 2846 and encodes 930 amino acids.